Molecule: messenger RNA, 1302 nt
Organism: Triplophysa dalaica
Lineage: Eukaryota; Metazoa; Chordata; Actinopteri; Cypriniformes; Nemacheilidae
Exons: 3
Coding region: 31-1281 (416 amino acids)
Cellular component (GO): nucleus
Molecular function (GO): DNA binding
Source: RefSeq, a predicted model, not a curated record
GAAGACCUCAUGCUGCUGUGAAAAACCACCAUGCCAAGGCAAUACACCAGGAAGACAACCUGGGGUAAAACACCCCUUGAGGAGAUGGAGAGUGCAGCCGCUGAGGUCAAGGAAGGAAAGAAGUCUCUAAGAGCAGCUGCAAGGGAUAGAAAUAUUGAUAAGUCAAGCCUCCUAAGAUUUAUUAAGAAAAAAGAGAAAGGGGAAGUAAAAUCAGUAGCCUGGGGUGCAGUAGCUGAGGCAAAGAGAAUAUUCACAGAUGAGAUGGAGGAGGAGCUUGCCAAACACUUGAAACAACUCGCUGAACAGUUCCAUGGCCUUCCUCCAAUUAAGUGCCGUCAACUGGCAUUUGAAUACGCAGAGAAAAAUUAUAUACCUGUCCCUGCCAAUUGGACAAAGACACAAUGUGCAGGUGAAGAUUGGUUUGGCAGCUUCCUAGCACGCCGCCAUCUCUCUGUCCGAACUCCAGAGGCAACAUCCCUGGGAAGGGCUACAGCCUUCAAUAAAACUACAGUCGGGGAGUUCUUUGACAAUCUGGCUGUGUGUGCAGUGAAUGCUACUGGGAAUGCCAUACCUCCCAUGUUUAUCUUCCCCAGAGUUAAGUUUAAGGACUGCUUCAUUAUAGGAGCACCCCCAGGAGCCAAAGGUACCUCCACCAGAACGGGAUGGAUGAAUGAAGACACCUGGGCUGAGUUCCUUGAACACCUGAUACAGCACACUAACUGCAACCCUGACCAUCCCAUGCUGCUAAUCCUGGAUAAUCUUAAGGCUCACAUCUCACUCAAGGCAGUAGAAAUGGCCAAGAGCAACGGUAUUGUUCUGCUCACCCUCCCACUCCACACGUCCCAUCGCAUGCAGCCUCUCGAUGUGACCGUGUAUGGCCCAUUCAAGAUCCAAUACAGCCGAGCUCUUGAUGGGUGGAUGAGAUCAAACCCUGGUAAAACAGUCUCGAUUUACCAGAUUGCAGGACUUGUGAAUGAGGCCUUCAUGUCAGCAGUGACACCACCCAACAUCAUUUCUGGAUUUAGGUCCACUGGGAUUUUCCCAUAUAACCGAGAAAUUUUCCCUGAUGAAGCGUUUGCACCAUCUAUGGUGUCAGACCGGCCAAACCCUGAGCUGCACCCUGCCACUGCAGAUGAUCCACCCCCUGCAGAUGAUUUGGAUGGUCCACCCCCUGCAGAUGAUCCCCCUUCAGAUGAACCACCCGCUGCAUAUAAUUCACUUGCGGAUGCUAAUCCUUCCACUGCGCAUGGUUCACAUGGAUGUGCCUCGCCAGCUGACUAAGAUGUGCAAUGUGUUCCCAGC